UGUCAGAGGGUGUUUGUUUCCAAGCAUAGUGAGAUACUUGGUUCGUAGCUCACCAGUCACAUCGUACACGGAGCCAUGGAUGGCGACCCAGCACGACUCGCGAGACGAAUGCUUCUCGAUCACCUCUCGAGUUAAAAUUGUCAUUGUGGCCAUUCGAUUGGAGAAUUGGGAACAAAGCAAAAGACAACGGUCUGAAGAUACAAGGAAAGAGAAAAGCAACUGCAAGGGGAUUGAUUGCGAGAGGAAACUCGGAUUUCGAUCCGGCCCAAAUGCGGAGAAAUUUCCAGCGGCUGCAGGAGUCCGAGUCCAGAUUAUGCACAUCCCCCACGCUAACAACGCUCCUUGUCUGGGGGUGUGGGGGAAAGGGAAAGGGAUUGAGUGUAUACAUCAUGGUCUGGGGUAAGAAGAAGAAUCGGAUUCCUCAAUCGAUUCCACGACUCCACCCUAGCCAAACGCAUACUGAGCAAUAUGUCUGCGGAAACAUCCACUGCCAACGCCGCUGUGAAGCGAUCCUCCUUGCAUAUCGAGGAUGUCGAACACCCCAGCAAAAUCCAACAUGGAGAUACAGCUCUGGCACUGUUUGCCACAGGCGAUGGGCUGGAUUCAGCCAAUGCGCAGGAGUUGAAACGCCUGGAGAGGAAGAUAGAUUGGGCCAUCCUGCCUUGUCUGUCCGUCUGUUAUGCCUUCUACUAUAUUGACAAAACCACGCUCUCCUAUGCGGCCAUCUUCGGCAUCAAAGAGGAUCUGGAGUUGUCGGGCAAGCAGUACUCCUGGCUCUCCUCUGUCUUCUACUUCGGUUUCCUCGUCUGGGCUGUGCCGACCAACUUUCUGCUCCAGAAAUUUCCCGUGGCUAAAUACCUAGGCGUGAAUAUUAUCCUAUGGGGGUUAUUUCUGAUGUUGCAGGCUGCGGCGAAGAACUUCACGCAGCUUGUCGUGCUGCGGGUGAUCUCAGGAGCCGCUGAAGCAUGCAGCAAAAGUGACCCGGCUUUCAUGCUGAUCACAAGCAUGUUCUACACAAGACGCCAACAGCCCAUCCGUAUCGGCCUGUGGUACACUGCCAACGGGCUCGGAAUCGCCCUGGGGGGAUUGUUGGGAUACGGCAUCGGACACAUCCAAGGCGCCCUGUCGUCGUGGAAGUACGAAUUCCUGAUCAUUGGCGCGUUGUGCACCGCUUGGGGAUUUAUCAUCUUAGUCCUCCUGCCCGACUCUCCGGUCACGGCGCGCAACUUCUCUCCUCGAGAAAGAUGGUUGGCAGUGCAGCGGCUUCGUGACAACCAAACGGGCGUGGAGAAUAAGACCAUCAAGCCGACACAGGUUCUGGAGGCGCUGCUCGACUGGAAAGUGUGGGUGUUCCUGCUGUUGGGUCUAUCUGGCAACAUCCCCAAUGGCGGGAUCUCGAAUUUUGGGACCUUGAUCAUUUCCGGGUUUGGGUUCUCGACCUUGGUGACGACCCUGAUGCAAAUCCCCUACGGCGUCUUCAUAGCUCUCAUGAUCCUGCUGAGCGUUUAUAUCAACGACCGCCUGCCGCCCAACAACCGCUGCAUCGUGACCGUUUGCUUUCUCCUCCCCAACGUGGCAGGUGCCUUUGGGCUCUGCUUCCUGCCUGAGCACAAUCGGGUCGGCCGAUUGAUCUGCUACUAUCUGACCGGCUCCUACAACGCCUCGUUCGUCCUGAUCCUCUCCAUCCUAACCGCUAAUAUUGCGGGCCACACGAAAAAAGUCGUCACCAACGCAAUGAUCUUUCUUGGAGUGUGCGCGGGCAACAUCGCCGGCCCGUUCUUUUACAAAUCUGAACAAGCGCCACGGUACGUGUUAGGUAUAUGGUCGAUGAUCGUGUCGAACCUGAUUGAAAUUGCACUGGUGGUGUUUUUGCGUAUCAUGCUGGCGUGGGAGAAUCGUCGACGAGACGCGGUGCAGCAGCGUGAAAAUGACACGGCAUGGGACCGUGACCAGACGGCAUUUAGUGAUCUCACGGAUAAGCAGAACUCAAACUUCCGGUACGUGUACUGA
Aspergillus homomorphus CBS 101889 is the source of this 2010-nucleotide messenger RNA. Its product is annotated as MFS general substrate transporter. Gene Ontology annotation, biological process: transmembrane transport. Gene Ontology annotation, molecular function: transmembrane transporter activity. NCBI's taxonomy places the organism in Eukaryota, Fungi, Ascomycota, Eurotiomycetes, Eurotiales, Aspergillaceae. The coding region runs from base 469 to 2010 and encodes 513 amino acids. The record is from RefSeq and is a predicted model, not a curated record. Gene Ontology annotation, cellular component: membrane. The transcript has 5 exons.